GUCUUUUUGUCUCUGUGGAGUUUAUUUUCGUAUUAUGAAUUAUCGUUCAUGGUCAAUAAUCAACAAAAUGCGAAUUUUUAAUUUCUUAUCAAAAAAAGUUGGAGAUUUAACUCUUAAAUAUUCGAAUCUUCCAGAAUCCUACGUUAAAAGAAGUUAUGAACAAGUUUACUGGAAAACUCCUAAAGGCCAUCCCCAAUACACCGAUGCACAAGUAGCACGUAAAAGCUACCGUUUUACCACAUAUCGACCGUGGACAGUACAAUUCGCGCGACAAAAUGAACGCGGCACUAGAAGAAAAAAAGUUUUUAUAGAGCCAAUUGGGGAGUGGAGCUUUUUCAAGGGUGAUCGAGUUGAGAUUAUGGUUGGCAGGGAUAAAGGAAAGCAAGGAAUUGUCAUGCAAGUAAUACAAGAAAGAAAUUGGGUUAUUGUUGAAGGGCUUAAUACAAACCUAAGAGUUGUGGGAAAAGACAAAGACUUUCCAGGUAUAGUGGUACAAUCAGAGGCACCACUUUUAGUCACUACUGAUGUCAAACUGGUUGAUCCUGAGAGCCUGAAAGCGACAGAAAUUGAAUGGAGAUACACUGAAGAUGGAGAAAAGGUCCGUGUGUCAAAAUCAAGUAGUAGAAUUAUACCAAUACCAAAGUCAGCCGAGGAAACCAUAGAUUACAAAAGCAAGAUGCUCUACAUAGAGAACCCCGAUAAAGACACCGUUGCUGAUGAUGCUGCUAAGAUUACAUUUUCACCAAAACUUCAAACAUUUGAAAUGGACGUAAUGGAAAGUAUGGGUAUUAAGGAGGAUCGGGUUCCCGCGAAAUCUUAUUGGUAUUAAAUAAAGUAGAAUAUUUUUAGUUAUAUUGUAUGUGAAUAUAAAUACAUAGUUACUUCAUUAA
This is a messenger RNA of Pieris napi, 890 nucleotides long. It is a transcript of the gene mRpL24, whose product is annotated as probable 39S ribosomal protein L24, mitochondrial. Gene Ontology annotation, molecular function: structural constituent of ribosome; RNA binding. Gene Ontology annotation, cellular component: ribosome; mitochondrion. The record is from RefSeq and is a predicted model, not a curated record. Bases 35 to 829 code for a protein of 264 amino acids. Gene Ontology annotation, biological process: translation. NCBI's taxonomy places the organism in Eukaryota, Metazoa, Arthropoda, Insecta, Lepidoptera, Pieridae. The transcript is spliced from 6 exons.